AUGAGUGAUGCAUAUUGCAAUGGCAUCGGCGGUGUAUUAUCGGCGAGUAUCCCAUGCAUCGACGAAACACCUCAUGCACCGCUCGCAGACGCGAUUGAAAUUGAUGAAUUAUCAUUCGAUAUUAUUCCCCUUAGAAAUGGAUUCAUCCAGAAAAUUAGUCCAGCAUUGAACGCACCCGAAGAACCGAAUGAUAGUGGAAGUGAUGAAGGAAUGGAAGGAGACAAUGGAACAGAUGAAGAAGAAAACGAAGACUUUGAUUUGAACGAAGACGGGAUUUCGGAUGAUGAUGAAGGGAACCAUGAUGAGGACGAAUAUCCAGAGCUAUCGCGAAAUGAUGGUGAUGCAGCCGUCGAAGGAGAUAGUUAUGAUUUUGCGGUUAUGGACACUGAAAAAGAUACUAAUGAAGGUGCCAGGAAGAGAAAGUCUGUCAGCAGUCGCGUUGCUUUUAAUAAACACAUUUUGAAGCAUCAGUCAUGUAAGGAUGCCAUAGUGUUGGCACCGGGAGUGGAAAAUCGUUUUUGCUCUCCCGUCUCAUCUCCGCAACUUCUUUGCAAGAACGGACGAGGUACACGUGCCGGCCUUUGUGUGUACAUAUUACUAAUGACCGCAUCAAAAUUCUACAAAUGA
This is a messenger RNA of Anisakis simplex (herring worm), 627 nucleotides long. The record is from the annotation of a GenBank genome assembly. NCBI's taxonomy places the organism in Eukaryota, Metazoa, Nematoda, Chromadorea, Rhabditida, Anisakidae.